UCGGCGGGCUCAGGGCUCAGCGCCGCGCAGCGCCCCGGCUCCCAGCACCAUGGGCGGCAAGAAAGUCUGCAUCGUGGGCUCCGGCAACUGGGGCUCGGCCAUCGCCAAGAUCGCCGGCACCAACGCGGCGCGGCUGAGCACCUUCGAGAGCCAGGUGAGCAUGUGGGUGCUGGAGGAGGAGGUGGGCGGCCGGCGGCUCACCGACAUCAUCAACACGGAGCACGAAAACGUCAAGUACCUGCCAGGGCACAAGCUGCCCCCCAACGUGGUAGCGGAGCCAGACCUGCUGAAAGCCUGCGCCGGGGCUGACAUCCUCCUGUUCGUGGUGCCCCACCAGUUUAUUGGCCAAGUCUGCGACCAGCUCAAGGGCCACGUAAAGAAAGACGCGGUUGGGGUGUCGCUCGUCAAGGGGGUGGACGAAGGACCAGAUGGGCUGAGGCUGAUCUCAGACAUUAUCCAUGAAAAACUGGGAAUAGAGAUGAGCGUCCUCAUGGGGGCCAAUAUUGCGAACGAAGUGGCAGAAGAGAAGUUCUGUGAAACGACCAUCGGCUGCAAGAACGCGCAGCACGGGCGGACGCUGAAGGAGCUGAUGCAGACGCCAAACUUUCGGGUGACGGUGGUGGAGGAGGCUGACACCGUAGAGAUCUGCGGGGCUCUCAAGAACGUCGUGGCUGUCGGAGCUGGUUUCUGCGAUGGGCUCGGCUAUGGAGACAACACAAAAGCUGCCGUGAUCCGUCUGGGACUGAUGGAGAUGAUCGCCUUUGCCAAAGUCUUCUGUAAGGGCUCCGUCACCGCCACCACCUUCCUGGAGAGCUGCGGGGUCGCGGACCUCAUCACGACCUGCUACGGUGGCCGCAAUCGCAAGGUGGCCGAGGCUUUCGUCAAGACGGGGAAGUCUAUUGAGCAGCUGGAGAAGGAGAUGUUGAAUGGGCAGAAGCUGCAGGGUCCCCCGACGUCUGCCGAGCUGCAUCGCAUCCUUAAAAGCAAGAACUUAGUGGAGAAGUUCCCCCUCUUCACAGCCGUGUAUCGGAUCUGCUACGAGGGCAAACCUGUUACCGAUGUCAUCAAGUGUCUCCAGAACCACCCUGAGCACAUGUAGGUGGGUUCUGCCUGCAAAACCACUGAUCCUGCCGAGAGGAGCCGAGAGCUCCUGCCCACACCUACUUGCUCUGCUGCUACAGCUUUGUAAGGGGUCCGGAUUUCCUGGGAGCCUUUGCAGAGUUGCUGGAAGGGCAGAGGUUCCCUUUCCCAGCCCUGGACACUGCCAGCCUGAGCCUGGCAUCUGCACGGAGGUACCUGCUGAUCUCCCUUUCUCUCUGAAGGGCUCGUGUAACUGCUGCUGCUGCGUGGGGUCUGCCCAGCGCAGUGCUGAGCAUUUUCCCCCUUUCAAUUUCUCUUGCCCUGAUGGAUUCAGUUCAGGGACUCUGCCAGGUCAUCCUGAUGGCUCCGGGCUGUGCAGAAGGCACUGCCUGGAAGGACGAGCUUUGCUGUUAGCUCCACGGGGCCACUUUGCAUGAUGCCAGCCCUUUCCUGCUUGCUGCUGUUCUUGGCUUAACUCUCAUGGAGCGGGCACAGCUCCCUGCCGGGCUCCACCGGGGUGGCUGAAGCUCCUCAGGACUUUCAAAGGGGCUGAGGAUCACUCUUCUUUCUAAGCAACGCCAGCAUAGAAGAUAGCAGCAUUCUUUUCCCACCCUGCCAUGUGCUGCUUCCCCAGCCACCACCAGCUGCUCCUGGCGGACGCUGUGGCCAACGCUUCAGCUGCUCCUGGUGAACACCAUGGCCAAUGCUUCAGAUGCGAGGGCAGCCCCAAGGCGCAACUUCCGAGCUUGGUUUGUUUAGCUUUUUUGCUCUUGCAAUCAAACCUGGCCCCUGCACCCAGGGAACUCCCCUGUUGUCACACGUUUGCCUGUGCUAAUUCCACGUCCACUGACUGUCCCUGGACAGCUUUUCUCCCUCUGGUCAGUUUGUCCUCUGGCUGGCUUGGGCAAUGCAGGGACCAACUGCCCCAAAGUCUUUCUGAGCAGCUGGCAGGCUGCGUAACCCUUGGCAGCGUACCUGACAAAGCAGUUGGGUCAUGUUGCUUUUAGAUGAAUGAUCCACAGUGCCUUUUUGCCAUUUCCUUGGCUUGCUCCGGUCUAUGCCUUAUCCCGGUCUUUUGCUUCUCCAUGUGGCUUCCGAGAACACGGGUUCCGUGCUUACUUUCCCUGCUGUCUCCUGUGAGGGUGCUGGAAACUGCUAAGGCGCAAGGGGCAGCCGCAGACAUGUGAGCCGCAGGAGGUACGAGGAGACCUCCAACAUCACAGGAGGGGACAGAGGUCUCGUGCCUCGUGCUGUGCUGUUGAAACUUGCCCCUUGUCCAGGCGGGUGCCACGUGCCUCUCUGGUCCUCUGAAGCUGGCUCGCUCCGCUUGUGUUUGCUCAGGGCAGCAUGGCCAGCGGUUCACUGAUCCCUGGCAGGGCUGGCAGGCCAGGGCUGCUGCAGGGCUCGCUGUCCACCCCCGUUCCGGGUCCUAGUGCUGCUGGGUCUCUGAUUAGCAGUGUACUUUUAUGAACAUUUGAAAGAAUAAUAAACUCUGAGAGGUGAAGGGA
Falco peregrinus (peregrine falcon) is the source of this 2588-nucleotide messenger RNA. RefSeq names its product glycerol-3-phosphate dehydrogenase 1 (gene GPD1). Gene Ontology annotation, biological process: carbohydrate metabolic process; glycerol-3-phosphate catabolic process. The coding region runs from base 50 to 1099 and encodes 349 amino acids. The record is from RefSeq and is a predicted model, not a curated record. NCBI's taxonomy places the organism in Eukaryota, Metazoa, Chordata, Aves, Falconiformes, Falconidae. Gene Ontology annotation, cellular component: cytosol; glycerol-3-phosphate dehydrogenase (FAD) complex. Gene Ontology annotation, molecular function: glycerol-3-phosphate dehydrogenase [NAD(P)+] activity; NAD binding; protein homodimerization activity. The transcript is spliced from 8 exons.